Molecule: messenger RNA, 1472 nt
Organism: Phragmites australis (common reed)
Lineage: Eukaryota; Viridiplantae; Streptophyta; Magnoliopsida; Poales; Poaceae
Product: peroxidase 1-like
Exons: 2
Coding region: 138-1211 (357 amino acids)
Biological process (GO): response to oxidative stress; hydrogen peroxide catabolic process
Cellular component (GO): plasmodesma; plant-type cell wall
Molecular function (GO): peroxidase activity; heme binding
Source: RefSeq, a predicted model, not a curated record
AAACUCGUUUGACAAACCUGCCCUUCCAUUUCAUAUGGAAAACAACUGCUAGUCCGGCGUUGCUAUAUAAUCCCACAAGGCACACAAGGCGUAGCCAGCCAAAGCUAGCUGCCCGAAACAAGCUCCCCACAGUGACCAUGAAGAUGAAGGGGUUCUUCUUCUUCACCUCCGCACUCGCCAUCCUCGCGCUUCUCCCGGUCACCGCCGUAGGCGCCGGCCUCAAGGUCGGGUUCUACAACAAGACCUGCCCGUCGGCGGAGGCCCUGGUGCAGCAGGCGGUGGCCGCCGCCUUCCAGAACAACAGCGGCAUCGCCGCCGGCCUCAUCCGGCUGCACUUCCACGACUGCUUCGUCAAGGGAUGCGACGGCUCGGUGCUGAUCGACUCGACGGCGAACAACACGGCGGAGAAGGACGCGAUCCCCAACAAACCGAGCCUGCGCGGGUUCGAGGUCAUCGACGCCGCCAAGAAGGCCGUGGAGGCCCAGUGCCCCCGGACCGUGUCCUGCGCCGACAUCGUCGCCUUCGCCGCCCGCGACAGCAUCGCGCUGACCGGGAACGUCACGUACAAGGUGCCUGCGGGCCGGCGCGACGGCAGGGUGUCCACUGAGCAGGGCGCGCUGGACAACCUCCCCUCUCCGUCCUCGAACGCAUCGGUGCUCGUCGGCAAGUUCGCCGCCAAGAACCUCACCGCCAAGGACAUGGUGGUGCUCUCCGGCGCGCACACCGUCGGUCGCUCCCACUGCGACUCCUUCACCAAACGGCUCUACAACUUCAGCAACGCCAGCGACGUCGACCCCACCAUCAGCUCCGCCUACGCGUUCCUGCUGAAGAACAUCUGCCCCGCCAACAGCAGCCAGUUCUUUCCCAACACGACGACGGACAUGGACCUCAUGACGCCGGACGUGCUCGACAACAAGUACUACCUCGGGCUCACCAACAACCUGGGGCUCUUCACGUCGGACCAGGCGCUGCUCACCAACGCGACGCUCAAGGCGUCCGUCGACGAGUUCGUCAAGAGCGAGAACAGGUGGAAGAGCAAGUUCGUCAAGGCCAUGGUGAAGAUGGGCGGCAUCGAGGUGCUCACGGGGACGCAGGGGGAGAUCAGGCUCAACUGCAGGGUCAUCAACAGCGGCAGCAGCGCUGGGAUUGAGCUUCGGAUGACCGGCUCCGACGACUCUGCUGAAGAAUUCACCGAGAUAGCAACGAACUAACUACUGGAUGCGUGCACAGUGUGAUCUUCUUCAGUAAUGUGGAGUUCUAGCUACGUCGGGUUUGCUUUUCACAAGAAUAAAACAGAGGAAACGCAUCGAAAUCCUGGAGAAAGGAUAGUUGUUUCUCUUUUUUUUUUUUCUGUUUUGGCUGAUGUUUGGAUUAGUGUUGUGUUUGUAAUAAUGCAAGAAAAGAACGUUGCAUGAAAUGUUGUUCACCGGGAAAAUGUGCUGCGAAUUACUGUAUUAAAUAACUAUUUACUA